Messenger RNA from Paraphaeosphaeria sporulosa, 573 nucleotides. RefSeq lists its product as uncharacterized. The record is from RefSeq and is a predicted model, not a curated record. NCBI's taxonomy places the organism in Eukaryota, Fungi, Ascomycota, Dothideomycetes, Pleosporales, Didymosphaeriaceae. The transcript is spliced from 2 exons. The coding region runs from base 1 to 573 and encodes 190 amino acids.
AUGCUUGCGCGCGUCCGAGUCUGCCAUUGUCAAUUGACCGCGUCGGCGCCGUCGUUUCGGCGACUCAUUGCCCUCGCCGCUGGCGUCCAGACUCGGCAGCCGCAGCGUGCCCAAGAUCGACACCUUUGGGCAGCGAGACAUGCCCAUCUUCGCGAUCCUCUGCCCUGGCGACGACGACGACCACGACGCCGGGCGGUCUGCGCGCACAUGUCGCCGGCAAAGGACCGCCCAACUACCGCAAGUGUGGAGGCUGUUCCGGGGUGCACUGGGAGCUGUCAGGCGCGCCAAGUCCAAGGCAAUCUGUACAAGCAAGGUGCAGGGGGCCCGCUGCGAGAACUGGACGAUGUUGCCCCUGCUCGGUCCAAGAGUCAGAUACAAAGCACAUCAGCUGCCCUCGACCGCGUCGCAACGGGCCUAGUCCCAGUUGGCCUCGCGCGGGCUAGUCUCACCUUCUCUUUGUUCACCGCAACCACGGCAAGAGCGGCCUCACGCCUCACCCUCUGUCAGUGUCCAGUGUCGCCCCGGGGUCGGUGCCAGGCCGAUCUCGCCAAGGCCCUGGCCGCUUCACGAUAA